AUGAAAUGUGGUCGUUUAAAGGUACAGUUAUUGCUCAAGGAGUCUAGAAGUAAGCAGGCGCGGCUUCAUUCCUUGAAGUCCAACUACGGCUGGCUUCAAUCAAGACCUGCCGAUGUUGACGUAGACCUGGAAAAAUACAGAAUAAUGCUGCUAAAGUUAUCUUCUGCGUCGUGUGCUGCCAUAGCAGUUCAAAUGGAUCGCCUGACAGAAGAAUGUCAAUCGUCUGAAGAUAUUUUGAUGAUGUUUGAGAAUUUUAUCAACGAACAGACGAACAUAGAAAUGAUUGAGAACAAUAUAAAGAAGGAAAAAAAGAAGAAAAUAUAUCCUGAAUUAGUUUCGGAGAGUCGAAGAUCAUCACUAUCUUUUAUAAUAAAUUAA
This is a messenger RNA of Danaus chrysippus (African queen), 378 nucleotides long. The record is from the annotation of a GenBank genome assembly. Lineage: Eukaryota; Metazoa; Arthropoda; Insecta; Lepidoptera; Nymphalidae.